AUGUCACUUGAUGAAAUGACUAGCAGCAGGCUUAAGACCAGCAAAAAUGUGUUUGACAGGGGGUCAUCAUCAGGUGAUAACACGUCGACUGCAGAUGAUCAUGAAACCAUAGCUGACCAAACACAGUUGGACCCAGCAGAGGAUGCAAGUCUUGCCUCUGAGGAGACAAAUUUGGUGGAGCAUCAGCCAGGAGAGGAGGCUGCAGCCGUCAUUCUGGCUGUAGAGGAAAAGAUCGAUUUGGUCAGUAAAAGGGAGGAGCCAGAGGGCACCGAGCCCCUGGCUGCAGGAGCAGAGGAGACCUCAGAGCUGCCAUCUGCAUGGCAAGAGGAGAGCACUGGGCCUUCACCUCCAGCACCAGGAGAAGAUGCUGGGUCACCAGCACCAGGAGAAGAUGCUGGGUCACCGUCACCAGGACCAGCAGAGGACAGUGGGCUGGUAGAGGGCAGUGACAGCUCUGUAGUGGAAAUCAUUGAGAGACUACAUAUUACUGAAGAGGACCACCUCGUUGAGGGUGAGACGGGAGAACAGGUGGAAACUGAGCUGCUGAGUGAGAUAGGAAGUGGAGGGCCUGAAACAAAAGAAGAAGAAACAGGAGAAGCUGUGGAUGGUGCAGCAGCGACAGAGAUAGAGACAGCUAAUAACAAGGAAUAG
This is a messenger RNA of Antrostomus carolinensis (chuck-will's-widow), 651 nucleotides long. RefSeq names its product glutamate rich 5 (gene ERICH5). Bases 1 to 651 code for a protein of 216 amino acids. The transcript has 4 exons. The record is from RefSeq and is a predicted model, not a curated record. NCBI's taxonomy places the organism in Eukaryota, Metazoa, Chordata, Aves, Caprimulgiformes, Caprimulgidae.